This is a messenger RNA of Bombus huntii, 1767 nucleotides long. RefSeq lists its product as uncharacterized. Gene Ontology annotation, biological process: sensory perception of smell; detection of chemical stimulus involved in sensory perception of smell. The transcript is spliced from 7 exons. Bases 487 to 1488 code for a protein of 333 amino acids. Gene Ontology annotation, molecular function: odorant binding; olfactory receptor activity. Lineage: Eukaryota; Metazoa; Arthropoda; Insecta; Hymenoptera; Apidae. The record is from RefSeq and is a predicted model, not a curated record. Gene Ontology annotation, cellular component: plasma membrane.
UACGAAUUUUUAACGUGAAAUAGAAUUACGAUUAUUAACUUUAUAAGAAUAAUCAAACACUCAAAAAUCUUUAUCUUCUUCUUAUUUCUUUAUUUUCUUAACUUCGUUGUUCUGUUGCAAACCUACUACAUUAUAUUAGUUUGCUUUUCACAUUAUAUGUAAAACCUCACCUCGACAAUGUAUAACUCUGCAAAUAUCACUCGUUUCCAACACCUGUCAUAUUCUAUAAGUAAUACCUACGCAGAAUAAGGACAACUGAUUCCUUCCGUAAGUGCAAUGAUUAAAUAUUAAUGCGCAUGCACCAUAUACGUUACAUUAGUGACAUAUGAUUAACAGUAAUUUUGAAAUUGAUGCACUUUACCGUAAAUACAAUUUUAAUGUGUACUUUACGGUUCCAUUAACAGAACCAGAUCCAGAAGUAGUAAUGACGUACACUGACGUACGAAAUUGUCAAGCGUUUAGUUGGUUAACAUUGGGCUUCUUAUCAUGAAUCGAGCUACAUUCGAGAAGCGAUUCUUAAGGAUAACGAAAUUAUUCGGGAAACUGAGUGGAAUUUGGCCAGAUCAAAAUAAAGUUAAAUUUAGUUUGUGGGCCAUGGUGCAUAUUACUAUGGCAUCAUUUGUCUUUGUACAGGUAGCAAGAAUUGUACAUAUAGGCACUUUGAAAGUCGUGAUAGAGCAGUCGUCUAUAAUCGGCACAGGAGUUGUCAUGGUCGUAAAACAUGGUAACUAUAUUCUGAACGCAAAGAAGCUUAAAUCCCUUUUGAAUGACAUGUCCGAGGAUUGGGCAAUCGAUCGAUUGAAAGAAGAAGUUGCCAUUAUGACGACAUAUGCAUGUAGGGGAACCACUCUUGCGAUGUUCUACCUUGUAAACGCGUGCAUAUGCGCAAUCCUUUUCUUACAACUGCCGUGGACAGUGCGCCUAAUGCACAUGAUAAAACCACACAAUACAUCGCUGCCAAUGGUAUACGCUAUACCAGCUUAUUAUUUUGUCGAGGAUGAUCGCAAAUAUUAUUACUACAUUCAAAUGUAUCUGGGCCUCUCUAUAUAUAUCGUGGUCAUUGUGUUCGUCGGUUGUGAUACUUGUUACAUGGUUCUUGUGCAACAUGCAUGCGGAUUGUUGACAGUGGCCGGAUAUCGCUUCAAAAAUGCCAUCAAUGACUUUCCCUUCAAUACGAGGAAUCCCGAAAAGGAGGCAAAGGAGAUAAAUAAAAGGCUACGUUUUUCUAUACAGGGGCACCAACGGGCAAUAAUGUUUCUGACAAAAAUCGAGAGCGCACAUGUUAUAUACCUUCUUCUGUGUAUGGGUAUAAUAGUCUUGUGCCUUAGUAUUACGAUGGUACAGAUCACUACGAUGGAAAUAUGUCUGGAUUUCUAUAAGUUUGUCAGCUUUCUGAUUCUUCAGUUCUUGCAUCUGUUCUGUUUAACGAUGCAGGGACAGUUCAUCAUAAAUUCGUCCGAUAUGAUUUACAAUGCAAUGUGGGUAUAAUACAUGAGUAUCAUGAACAUUUUAUUUUCUUAUGUAGUCUUAUCAACCACUCGCUUGGGCUAUUAAUAAUGCGGAAGAACGAAGAAUUAUGAUUCUAUAUUCCUGUAUAGUAUAAAGCGUUUUAGGUAAUUGGGUAGUACUUUUAUCUAUUUAUGCUCUUUUAAAUUUUCCUGUAUAGCAUGUUUUGGAAUUAAAUUAAAUAUAAAGUAACUAUGUUUGCCAUAAGCUUGUGUAAACCAGAAAUUUCUAAUCUAUUUUCACCUCGUUGGAGUGGUUGUU